Acytostelium subglobosum LB1 is the source of this 405-nucleotide messenger RNA. RefSeq lists its product as hypothetical. The transcript has a single exon. The record is from RefSeq and is a predicted model, not a curated record. Lineage: Eukaryota; Evosea; Eumycetozoa; Acytosteliales; Acytosteliaceae. Bases 1 to 405 code for a protein of 134 amino acids.
AUGAGUAGAUCAACAAGAGACAUUGGCGGCAGACUGAAGAAGACGGGUGUGACCGAGAUCAAGCUCACAGGCAACUACACCAGAGCAGACAUCGAACGAAUCGCUCAGCGAGACAGCAACACGCUCCAACGCUACGGCGCCAACGCAAGAAUAGAGGUCGUGCUCGACUACGGCAACCAUCAAUAUCGAUCAGGCACAUUCACCAAGGUAGGCGAGCCGAUGAUCAUGUUUGAUCCUCAUGAGUAUGAUGGCGCUCCAAUCCCAGAGCCCGACACAUUCAAAUCGUUCUACAUCUACGUACAUCAAGCAAAGGGCAAGGCAGGCGGCUGCGACGGCAAAUGGAAUCACUGCCUCUACUACUGCCUCCACGACGCAUACCCAGAGCAGGUGACAGAGCACUUUUGA